Molecule: messenger RNA, 1140 nt
Organism: Saccostrea echinata
Lineage: Eukaryota; Metazoa; Mollusca; Bivalvia; Ostreida; Ostreidae
Product: exosome complex component RRP4-like
Exons: 8
Coding region: 24-911 (295 amino acids)
Biological process (GO): TRAMP-dependent tRNA surveillance pathway; CUT catabolic process; U4 snRNA 3'-end processing
Cellular component (GO): nuclear exosome (RNase complex); cytoplasmic exosome (RNase complex)
Molecular function (GO): RNA binding
Source: RefSeq, a predicted model, not a curated record
GAGGAAGUUCGAAAAAUCUCUGCAUGAUGGACAUUAGAAUUAGUGCUACCGGAAUCCAAAAUAACCGAAAAAAGCAAACACAAAUCGAUGAAAUAGACAAUCUUGUUUCCCCAGGAGAUAUCAUUACUUCCGACACAGGAUUUAUGCGAGGACAUGGUACUUACAACUCAGAAGAUGAUAGGUUGCUCGCCUCAGUGGCUGGGGUCGUGGAACGAGUCAAUAAGUUGAUAUGUGUUAAACCACUGAAAACAAGAUACAAUGGAGAGAUUGGGGAUGUAGUUAUAGGGAGGAUAAUUGAGGUCCAGCAGCGUAGAUGGAAGGUGGAAACCCACUCCAAACUUGACUCUUCUCUUUUGUUGUCAUCAGUAAAUUUACCAGGAGGAGAAUUGAGAAGAAGAUCUGAGGAAGAUGAAAAAAUGAUGCGGUUGUACUUAAAGGAGGGAGACUUGAUUAGUGCAGAGGUUCAAUCAGUGUUUGCUGAUGGUUCAUUAUCACUGCACACCAGAAGUCUUAAAUAUGGAAAGCUAGGACAAGGAACCCUAAUUCAUGUCUCUCCCUCACUGAUUAAAAGAAGGAAAACCCACUUUCAUCACCUGCCUUGUGGGGCCACUAUUAUUCUGGGUAACAAUGGAUUUGUGUGGAUCUGUCCCACAGAGACUGGGGAGAUGGACCAAACAGGGGGAUACCAGCUUAGUAUGGAGCCUGUACAGAGAUCUGACAGAGAAGCGGUUGCUAGGUUGCGGAACUGUAUCCAGCUUCUGGCUGCCCACAAAAUGCAAUUGUAUGACACCAGUGUACUGUAUACUUAUGAAGCAUCCCUCAACUUUCAGAUAAAGGACAUUUUGAAGCCAGAGAUUGGACUAGAAAUCCUUGAUCAUACUCGGCAAAGACUAGAACUGGAGGGUACCUGAUGACUCAUUAUCCUUAUAAUGGCAGACGGUGGUAGUGGACCUAAGACAAUCCCUGUUUUAAACAGGACUCUACUUCAGCAAGCUGUGUUCUAAAAAAAAACCCACAUAUAAUGUGAAUGAAAAACUUCAAGAGACAUUAAAAUUCAUAUCAGCAAUAUUGUACACAGUGAUUUUUUACAUUAGGAGUGAAAGAAAUUGUAAUUCUGCAGAUGCAGUUUUGUUAAUAAAA